Hyaloscypha bicolor E is the source of this 1566-nucleotide messenger RNA. Its product is annotated as cytochrome P450. Gene Ontology annotation, molecular function: oxidoreductase activity, acting on paired donors, with incorporation or reduction of molecular oxygen; monooxygenase activity; iron ion binding. The record is from RefSeq and is a predicted model, not a curated record. The transcript is spliced from 5 exons. The coding region runs from base 1 to 1503 and encodes 500 amino acids. Lineage: Eukaryota; Fungi; Ascomycota; Leotiomycetes; Helotiales; Hyaloscyphaceae.
AUGGGUAUCCUGAAAGCGAUUGAUGUUACGGAUGGUCACAAGCUCUUGCGGCUUUGUGUACUCAUGUUCUUCACAUACCUUGUCUACACCUCAAUCUCUCGUCUCUACUUCCAUCCUCUCGCAAGAUUUCCUGGACCACGUCUCUGGGCUAUCAGCAAGUUACCAGAUGCCUAUUACCGAGCAACAGGUCGCCAAACAUACCUCGUCGCUGGAUUUCAUUGUCAAUACGGCCCAAUUGUCAGAAUUGCCCCGGAUGAGCUGACCUUCAAUGUCGAAGAGGCUUGGAACGAUAUAUAUGGUAAACCCACGCCUCGUAACGCUCAGCUUCAAAAGAACCCGUUACAAUUUUUCAACCCUCCAGGUGGUAUCACCAAUAUGUUACAGGAGUUCGAUGAUGAUGAGCAUCAGCGGAUGAGACGUGUCUUCUCUCCUGCCUUCUCGGAGAAAGCUUUAAGAGAUCAAGAACCAAUUAUGAAUCGGCACUUCGACUUGCUCAUUCAACGGCUCCGUGAAAACGGUGGAGAGGCGCUUGAUAUAAACAAGUGGUAUAGCCUAAUGGCUUUCGAUAUUAUCAGCGACCUCACUUUCGGAGAAUCUUUUGACUGCCUCAAGAAUUCAACCUUUCACCCCUGGAUAAAGUCAAUCCAAGAUUUGAUGAAAAUUAUGCCUGCCACUGGUGCAACACAGUCCUUCUACCCUCUGGAUAAAAUCCUUCUGUUCCUGGCCUCACCUUUCACAAGAAAGGCUGAGAUGAAGCAUAGGGAUUUUGUCGAAAGUAAGGUAAAGAAACGACUAGAAUGUGCAGCACUUCGGCCAGACUUUAUGGCAUACGCUCAAGAGACCUUGAAUACGCCCGGCGGCUUGACAUUUCAAGAAAUCUGCGAAAAUGCAUCACCGCUAGUUGUCGGCGGCACAGAAACAACAGCCAGUCUCCUCUCUGCUGUAACUUACCUUUUGCUCAAAAACCAGUCUGUUCUGUGUAAGCUCACGGCAACGCUCCGAACUACCUUCAAAUCCGAGGCCGAGAUCAAUAGCAUCACGGUCAACAAAAUCGGCUACCUCUUCGCGGUCCUGGAGGAAGCCUUCAGGUUGUAUCCUCCUGUUGCCAUAUUCUUGUCCCGAGUCACACCACCAGAAGGUUGCAUCAUAGCCCGAACUUUCAUCCCAGGUAACACUUGUGUCUCGGUCAACUCGUGGGGUGCCAGCCGCUCAGCUUCCAACUUUAUCCGCCCGAACGAAUUCAUACCAGAACGCUGGAUGGGAGCCUCUGAGUUCAAGAAUGACAAGCGGAAGGUAGUGCAGCCGUUCAGUGUUGGUCCAAGGAACUGUCUGGGACAAAGUCUGGCACGGUUUGAGUUGAAGAUUAUUCUUGCUAGAGUGCUUUGGAACUUUGACUUGGAGCUUUGUGAGGAGAGUCGUGGCUGGAUGGAAAAACAGAGGUUCUACAUCGCUGCUGCCAGACCGGAGUUGAUGGUUAGACUUAAGCCAGCAGUUAAGGUUUGAUGGAUAGUUGGUGAAAGCUUGCUGUUGGGUGGAGGAAAGGGCAGCUAGAAAAUUCUCUUUGGC